ACCCAUACAGACUUGGUGUAGACUCCCCUGGGUACAGCCUGUGGUAUGAGGUCCGGUCAAUAGCCUUGUCUCGUUCUAACUGCUUCGGAUGGUCUAUCACCCUCUUCCUGUAUAUAAUAGAUAUAUGUUAACUCCCUUGCAGUGUAAGGCUCGAGUAGUACCCCAGCUGUUAUUACACAAGGAGCAGAAACGUGCUUUAUGGAAAAAUAUUUGAGGUUCCAUCUGCUGGGCCGCAUUAGACCUUUGGCAGGUCAGAUGUGGGCUCCUGGCCCCAUGUUGGACACCCUGUUAUUUGAGGAUCAUCCUGUUAUUCAGUUGCUUCUAGCUAUGACGGGAUUAGGACUGAGGCCUGUUACCGCAUGGCUCCCUGCUGCACUGGGUUCUGGUUCUGAGAUCACUCAGGGUACUGCAGAGGACCGUCUGUACUACGAGCAGACUCGUGUUUAUCAGAGAGAUAAGAGCCGAGCAGCUCUGAGCGGUCAGACUGUCAGAACAGACACUUUCUCUGAAGCUCCAACUCCAGACAGAAUGGGAAGCAGGAAGUCGCUGUGCUGUGGGUUUUCAGCUCUGGAAGUGACGCUCGGCGUCAUCUUCGUCGUUAUGACCGGCGUGUGCAUCUCGCUGGUCGUGCUGUACGUUACCAGGGAAACGCACACAGAUCCGGAGACUCCGCCCCCUCAGCACACGCCUUACCUGAUCGGCGUGGGCCGAGCCGACUGCACCGGACCGCCGGCUGAUGUCCCUAUGAUGGGCUAUGCAAACCCUCAGCAGACGGCUGCAGGCAUACACACCCGUUUGUACAGCAGAGCCUUCAUCGUCGAUGACGGCAAGCGCAGGGUGGUGUUCGUCACGGCAGACAUAGGAAUGGUUUCACAGAGGCUCCGACUCGAGGUUCUGCAGGCACUGCAGGUGAAGUACGGGGAUCUAUACCAACAGGAUAAUGUUGUUCUGAGUGGGACUCACACUCACUGUGGACCCGGCGGAUAUUUCCAGUACACGCUGUUCAUGAUCACAAGCGGUUACAUGAAGGCUGCCAUCGAGCCGUUGGUCAACGGCAUUGUUAAGAGUAUAGACAUAGCCCACAAUAACAUGAAGCCCGGCAGGAUCUACAGGAACAGAGGAGAGCUGGACGACAGCAGCCUGAACAGAAGUCCUCACUCGUACCUGAACAACCCUGAGGAGGAGAGGCGCAGGUAUAAGUGGAACACCGACAAACAGGUGCUGGUGCUGAAGUUCACCGAUCAGGAUGGAGACGGCAUCGGUAUGAUCAGCUGGUUUGCUGUCCACGCGGUGAGCAUGAACUACACCAACCGCAUGGUGAGCAGCGACAACAUGGGCUAUGCCUCCUACCUGUUGGAGCAGGACAAGAACCCCGGAGGGCUACCUGGACAGGGAAGUUUCGUUGCUGGUUUCUCCUCCAGUAACCUCGGCGACGUCACUCCGAACACCAGAGGACCGUACUGUGUGAACACUGGGCUGCCCUGUGACUACCUGAACAGCUCCUGUCCCAUAGGAGGGACUAAAAUGUGUCAGGCGUUCGGACCUGGAGAAGACAUGUUUGAGAGCACUCGGAUCAUCGGACACAACGUCUACCUGAAAGCCAAGGAGCUCUAUGCAAAUGCAGUCGAGGAGGUGACCGGCUUUAUUCAUCAUGCUCAUCAGUGGGUCAACAUGACUGAUGUCACUGUUCAGAUCAAUGAGACACACACGGCAAGCACAUGUAAACCAGCUCUGGGUCACAGCUUUGCAGCAGGAACAAUAGAUGGAGGCGGAGACCUGAACUUCACCCAAGGCGCUGUGGAAGGAGACCCCUUCUGGGAUGGGAUCAGAGAUGCUUUGCUUGGCCAACCAUCCAAUCAGACGAAGGAAUGUCAUCAUCCCAAACCCAUCCUCUUGAGCACGGGGGAGAUGAACUGGCCUCUGCCCUGGCAUCCUCAGAUUGUCGACGUUCAGAUGAUCACCAUCGGCUCUGUGGCUGUCGUAGCUGUUCCUGGCGAAAUGACCACCAUGUCAGGGCGGAGGUUACGAGAAGCUGUCAAAGAGGAGCUGGAGUCAGAGGGAACACUAAAGGACAUGGAGGUGGUGAUUGCAGGCCUCAGUAACGUGUACACUCAUUACAUCACCACCUAUGAAGAAUACCAGGUGCAACGGUAUGAAGGCGCUUCAACCAUAUACGGCCCGCACACGCUCAGUGCCUACCUGCAAAAGUAUCGAGGCCUGGCCCGAGCCAUUGCUCAGGACAGAGUCUCAGAGCUGCCAGCCGGCCCUCAGCCUCCCUUCUUCACAGAGAAUCUCUUUAAUUUUGUGCCCCUGGCGCUCUUUGACAGAAAACCUGAGAAUAUGAGCUUUGGAGACGUCCUGGAGGAGGUUUACCCCGUUUAUAGACAGGGUGAUGUUGUGACUGUCACGUUUGUAGCAGGAAACCCGAGAAACUCUGGAGAUAUUAGGGAUAAGACCUUUGUCACUGUUGAGAUUUUUGACAACAGAACAGAAACCUGGGAGGUUGUCCACAAUGAUGCAUCAUGGGAGACCAGGUUUCACUGGCUGAAGGGGUCAAACUGGCAGAGUAACGCCACAGUGGAGUGGCAGAUUCCCCCGACAGCCUUGGCGGGCUCCUACAGGAUCAAACACUUUGGCCACUACAAAGAGCUGAAAGGCCUGCAGCCGGUCAUAACGCCGUACGAAGGCUCGUCGGACGUCUUCACGGUCACUGCCAGCUUCUACUACGAGUGAAGCAGUUUGAGACGGCAUGGCCGACCACCAUCCAGCACCAAGUCCUCCAGGACUCAUCAGAUUUUAAGAGGCUGCAUGUGUCGGGACAAACACUCUGACUAUAUCUGAAAUCCAAAUAAACCGUUUAAAUGUUC
Oreochromis niloticus (Nile tilapia) is the source of this 2867-nucleotide messenger RNA. RefSeq names its product N-acylsphingosine amidohydrolase 2 (gene asah2). Gene Ontology annotation, biological process: sphingosine biosynthetic process; ceramide catabolic process; long-chain fatty acid biosynthetic process. The record is from RefSeq and is a predicted model, not a curated record. Bases 199 to 2733 code for a protein of 844 amino acids. Gene Ontology annotation, molecular function: N-acylsphingosine amidohydrolase activity. NCBI's taxonomy places the organism in Eukaryota, Metazoa, Chordata, Actinopteri, Cichliformes, Cichlidae. Gene Ontology annotation, cellular component: extracellular region. The transcript is spliced from 22 exons.